UCACUACUCUUAUAUUUGGGUCACUUCAUCCGGCUGAGGUCUGGUACCAUGGGGACUCCAAAUGAUCAAGCAGUAUUGAGAGCCAUCUUCAGCCCAGACACGCCAUUUGGAGAUGUACCUGGGUGGGAACUUGGAGAAGAUCAAAUAGAAAAAAAUCAGGUGGAAGAUGAAGAUGACAUGUUCCCUGGGGACCUGCUGGAACAGACCAAGAACCUAGAGUUACAGGGGGUGACAGCAGCGGAGGCUGGGAACCUGAACACGGCUCUUGAGAGGUUCAGUCAGGCCAUCAACCUGCUGCCCGGCAGGGCCUCAGCCUAUAACAACCGAGCCCAGGCCCGAAGACUCCAGGGAGAUGUGGCAGGUGCGCUGGAGGACCUGGACCGUGCCAUCCUGCUGAGCCAGGGCAGAGGGCGGGCGGCGUGCCAGAGCUACGUGCAGCGGGGGCUCGUGGCCCGUCUGCAGGGAAGAGACCACGACGCCAGAAGCGAUUUCGAGCGAGCGGCCCGGCUGGGCAGCGCCUUCGCCCGCCGCCAGCUGGUCCUGCUCAACCCUUACGCGGCCCUGUGCAACCGGAUGCUGGCGGACAUGAUGAGAGGGCUGCAGGGCGCCGGGGAGCCCUGAGAACACCACCGGCCCAGAGGCGGCAGCGAGUAAUAAAGCGCCUCUGCCCCCGUC
This is a messenger RNA of Trichosurus vulpecula (common brushtail), 675 nucleotides long. RefSeq names its product tetratricopeptide repeat domain 36 (gene TTC36). The coding region runs from base 49 to 621 and encodes 190 amino acids. NCBI's taxonomy places the organism in Eukaryota, Metazoa, Chordata, Mammalia, Diprotodontia, Phalangeridae. Gene Ontology annotation, biological process: cilium assembly. The record is from RefSeq and is a predicted model, not a curated record. The transcript is spliced from 3 exons. Gene Ontology annotation, molecular function: protein binding.